AUGUCUGAUCAGUCACUCUCAGCUACGGGUGUCUCAUCAUAUCCUGACGAGAUCCACAGCAUUAUCGAGCCUGCGCUCAAAAGACAUGCAGCUUGUGAUGAGUGUAGAAAGAGAAAGUUGAAAUGUUCUGGUGAAGCUAGAGGAUGUAGCCGCUGUAUCAAACAGUCGCUGAAUUGUCAUUACUCCAUACAAAAACAGAUGGGACGACCCCCGAAAAAGCGGCCGCGGGAAGAUGACACGAUGGGAGGCGCAUUUGAUACAGGAGGAGGUGAUACCUGGAUAGACACAAUGGCUCCUGCUCCCCCAGAACUGAAUACAAUUGCUGCUGCAGAGGCUUAUCACUUGUGUCCUGCAGUAUGGGUUGGCCCCUCAGCCAAUACAUCUCGGGCUUUCCCUACACAUUUCCCUGACGAUGUCCCGCCAUGUCCUUCCCAAGCAGAAGCCACCACGAUCCUGCCGCCACUCGGUGCAACAGAGACUCCAUGGCCUGACUUUUCUACGAUAUCUGCAGCCACGUCAUACUGUCCUUAUCCUGACUUAUCAGCCCUUCCGGGAAUGCAGGGGCUUCCAAUGACCCCUCCAAGCUGCUCAGGCUCUUCUGGAUCCAACCCCCAAUGUGCAUGUCUAGCCUACCUCUAUCUAUGUCUCAGCCACCUCUCCAGUCUAGGCUCGUUCCCUGUCUCACGGCAAACGAUAUGCUCAUUGUUUCUUGUUGCUAAAACUGCCCGCCAAGUUAUUCGCUGCGAGAUAUGUCCGUCAAAAUAUUCGACUGGCUCGCAAAAUGUCAUGUUCAUCGGCACUUUAUUGAAUGUCCUCGCCGACUCCUGGUUGCGUGUGUCCAAGGCCGAUCCUGUAGAGCUAGGGAAACAGACCGCGCUUCCAGCCUAUGUUUCCUCUCUCGAAGAAAACUCAACGAAUCCCCCUGAAUGCUGGAAGCGAUGGCUUCGUCAGACAAUCCGGUUUGGCGUUCUCGGAAGCCCUAUCAGCGAAGGGCACCUUGAAUUAUAUCUUGAUUCUCCAAGCCUUCUUUGUCUUGUUAAGGAGGUAGAAGCACGUCAACGGAGAUGGCAUUCUGGAAAAAAGUCACGCCCUCUAUUUCAGACUGAAGAAGACCAGUCUGGAAACAGUGAACAGGAGACGUAUGAUAGGCAUCAAAAUCAUUAUCACCCUGACUCAGAGGAUGCCAACAAAGAAUGCGAGGAACAAGAUAUGCUCUGCCUUCGGAUUGUUGGGCUCGCUCGCCAAGUGAUCUCCAAAUUCAAUUUCCAACCACACGAGUACCCUGAUGGAGUGGUUUCUUGA
Messenger RNA from Penicilliopsis zonata CBS 506.65, 1302 nucleotides. RefSeq lists its product as hypothetical. Lineage: Eukaryota; Fungi; Ascomycota; Eurotiomycetes; Eurotiales; Aspergillaceae. Bases 1 to 1302 code for a protein of 433 amino acids. The transcript is spliced from 2 exons. Gene Ontology annotation, molecular function: sequence-specific DNA binding; zinc ion binding; DNA-binding transcription factor activity, RNA polymerase II-specific. The record is from RefSeq and is a predicted model, not a curated record. Gene Ontology annotation, cellular component: nucleus. Gene Ontology annotation, biological process: positive regulation of transcription by RNA polymerase II.